Molecule: messenger RNA, 857 nt
Organism: Alexandromys fortis (reed vole)
Lineage: Eukaryota; Metazoa; Chordata; Mammalia; Rodentia; Cricetidae
Product: ribonuclease P protein subunit p29-like
Exons: 7
Coding region: 1-747 (248 amino acids)
Biological process (GO): rRNA processing; tRNA 5'-leader removal
Cellular component (GO): ribonuclease P complex; ribonuclease MRP complex
Molecular function (GO): ribonuclease P RNA binding
Source: RefSeq, a predicted model, not a curated record
AUGGAUCCAAGUGUAGCUAUUGUCAGGGUUAGAAAAGCCUUGGGUAUUAUACUCAUUCCUAACAGAAGUAAUCGUCUGUUUUUGUGUUUGUCCCCAGCUGUGAUUUACCGUGCAUUUCCUCACAAAGAAGCCAGAGAGCACGAUGUGCAGGAGCUGGGAACUCAGCGGGCUGAGGCCUUUGUGAGGGCCUUCCUGAAGCGCACCAUCCCACACUUGAGCCAGCAAGACUGUGAGAGCCAUCUGCAGCACAAGGCUGUGGUCUUGGAAUACUUCACUCGCCAGAAGCCAAAGCAGAAGAAAUCCAAAGGCCUCUCUUCCAAACAGAGGAGAGACAUGAGGCUCUUUGACAUUAGCGCAGAGCAACAGAGAUACAGUCUCUUCCUCCCUCUGCAUGAACUCUGGAAGCAGUACAUCCGUGACCUGUGCAAUGGGCUCAAGCCAGACAUGCAGCCGCAGAUGAUUCAAGCGAAGCUCCUGAAGGCGGAUCUUCACGGUGCUAUUAUUUCAGUGACGAAAUCCAAGUGCCCUUCCUAUGUGGGGGUCACAGGAAUCCUCCUGCAGGAGACCAAGCAUGUCUUCAAGAUCAUCACCAAAGAAGACCGACUGAAAGUUAUCCCCAAGCUAAAUUGUGUGUUCACCAUAGAAAUUGAUGGCUUCAUUUCCUACAUUUAUGGAAGCAGCUUGCAGCUUCGGUCAAGUGAGAGAUCUGCCAAGAAGUUCAAAAUAAAGGGAACAAUUGACCUGUGAACUCUUUGCCACUGGCAACAGAUGUCCCUGGCAGCUGAGAACUGGAAACACCUUAAAUACCCACUUUUCCAUGAAACACUUUCUGGCUGUGGCCCAUCUUGACUCCAGGG